UCAGGCAAAAGCUCAGCCACCUUAAAUCCCGCAUUAACAGAAUUAUCCUGGUCCCACAUUAGGAGAUAGUUUCCCCCUUGCCCUACUUACCUCCAACUUAUCUUACGCCGCUGAGACGCUUGACGUGCACACCGAUAGGUAAAUUCUCCUCUCCCCUUUUUGUGUUUUAUACAUUUUAAGGUUGAAUUUUGGAUCUGGACUCUAAUCUCCUCCAGGGAUCACUGUCAAUCUUUACGCGAUAGCCUGCGAUCAGGAACAGGCUCACAAACGUCGCUUCUAUUCUAAGACACUUGCCAAAUCCAACCAUGGGGAAUAGCACGAGUAGCGCCUUGUCCAAGGAAAUCCUGGAGGACCUGAAGCUGAGCACCAAGUUCACCGAGUACGAGAUCAGCCUGUGGUACGAGAACUUCCAAAAGCAGUGCCCGACAGGACGCAUCACGCCUGAGGAGUUCGAGCAGAUCUACGCCCGCUUCUUCCCGGACAGUGACCCCAAGAGCUACGCCCGCCACGUGUUCCGCUCCUUCGACACCAACGACGAUGGUACGCUGGACUUCAAGGAGUACAUCAUCGCCCUGCACAUGACCUCCACCGGGAAGACCACCAGGAAGUUGGAGUGGGCCUUCUCGCUGUUCGACGUGGACAAGAACGGAUACAUCAACAAGACCGAAGUGACGGAAAUCUGCCAGGCCAUCUUCAAGCUGAUCCCCAAGGAGGACCAGAGCAAGCUACUGCAGGACGAGAACACACCAGAGAAGCGAGCCAAUAAGCUGUGGUCCUACUUUGAGAAGAAAGACAAUGAGCGACUGGCUGAAGGAGAGUUCAUCAAGGGAGUGACUGAGAAUGAAAAUGCAAUGCGGCUCAUCCACUACGAACCACUUAAAGAGUGAAGUGUCACACUUCCUAUUUCAUCAAAUCAGCUAUUCUUCCUUCCUUUUGAUUAUUCCUCCUUGUGUAAAUACUCUGGGUAACUUAUUUGUCAGGACGUUAUAUCAAAUUAGAUUUGUCAAAUCGACUAUAUAUACACUAUAGACAAAAUCACUCAUACCCACGAGGUGUUAAAUGGGUAUCUUCUAUAUGGAAAUGAUGCAAGAAAGUGUCAGACUUUGUGUUAGACAUAAUAAUUUAGAAAGAAAAAAAAUAUAAAUAUAUAACAUUAUAAUAAUUUUAAAAAAUAUAUUUUAACAAUUAUUUAUGUUCCCAAUUUUAUAUGGCAAUUUUGAAGAAACUCAAUUUGGUAAUUUUGGAAACUCAAAUUGGUCAUUUCUAGCAUAAUAGAACAUUCUAAUCAACUUUAAAUUAAAACAUUGCCCAUAGAUGGAGAUGGAACUUUUUGUCCCCCCUCCCAAAAUAAGUAAAUAAACAUACAAACAAAACACAUUUUUAAAAUUCACACAAUGUAAUUUCCAGCCAGAAGAAAGCCUUUCAACAAAAGAGCAUUCACUUUAACUGCCCAGGGUAUGAAUAAUUUUGAGUUUAACUGUAUGUAAAGUCAAAAAAUAAACAGUUGACAUAUAUUUAAUAUUUUAUGUCAACCUGUUCCAUAAAAUCGAACAAAGUAUUAAAUUAUCCAACAUGAACUUGUAUUUUUUUGUCUUUAACUCACAAAAUGUAACCGUGUGGAACAGGUUGAGAUAAAUAUAUAUGACGUCACAGUUUUAUUUUUUUUCAGAGUGAAAUUAGAGACAAAGUAAUAUAAUAUACUUUCGUAGUGUUUUAACAUAUUUGUACAGCCGAAGAUAAGUUUAUGUGAGUAUUUCGGUUUACUGUUUAUUUGGGGACUGUGAUAAAAAGAUGAAUAAAGAUUGAAACCUAUCACUCCCAAAAAAAAAAAUACACAAUGUAUUAAAGUGAGCUCCGAUUGAAAUGACAAAUACAUUUUACAACUACUGACCUGUACUACUGAAAUACAGAGGUAUAUAUUUAUAAUUUAUUCCUAUAAAUUAAAAAAAUGUAUAAAACAUUUGUUGAGACCAUCAUUUGAUACACCGUCGCCGCCAUUUUAGCGUGCCCAAAGCAUUAUGGGUAUGAUGACGUAGAAUGGUUGCUCCCGAAACAUCUGCGGUUGUUUUCUCUUCACUUCAGUCCAGAUUCUUUCUUUUUAUUCUUUCCUCACUCGGAGCCUCAACGACAAGCGAAAGCCGAGCAAAAAGACACGAAAGACAGGACGCGCUGGCCACGUACCAUUUUAGCAGUAGCUACAAAUAAACCACUGAGUAUGACCAACUCGCAUUUCUUCACACCGGUCAUCUUCAACCUCAUUUCUUGUGUCUUCCUCACUCUCCCCAUUUCCCUGAUCACAAUCUGGCUUGAACUGAAAUGACUGAGCAGCGUUCAUCGCUGCCAGGCAGUGCUACUGUGGCUGCUGCUAAAAACUCCAGGCGUUGGGCACAUCCCCAUUUGACGUCACUACCCAGAAUGCACUGCGACAAAAAAAACAAUGGCGGCCUAUGUUGAAAUUACGUUUCGUGAAAAUAUAUAAAUCUGGAAAUGAUGAUCAAAAGUUGUAUCUUAUAGUUAUGUUACUCAAGACGAAAGAGAUCAUAUAUACCAAACGUAAUUGCAAUUGGAGGAAAAAGUCCAUAAAAGACAGAGAAUGGACCAAAUGUGGGAUUAUUUCAAAUUUAACAAGAAAGAUAAAGUGCAACUAGAAGCCAGCCAACGUUACACUCUCAUUCGCUGACACCCAUGUCACUCACUAGGCCAGGUCCUGCCUGUUAAAGCCAUACACACUCAAAGUCAGCGAUACCAUAGUAGAAAAUGAGGACGACCCCAAGUGGACAAAUAUAAUACCCGCAUCUCACAUGCACAUUAUUGUGUUUAAUAAUGCUUAAUCAAUUUUUAUCCGAUUAAUCGAUGGCCUAAUUGGUAGAAUACUCUAGAAAUAUCCGAUAGACCAUAGACCUAACAUUAACUGAUUUUGUGUUGACGAUAACAUCAGUCACCUUGAGUCAUUACUUCUUACACCUUUUUGAGUGAUAAGGCUAUACUUUUAUUUUGUGAUUAGAAUGAUGUUUUCACUUUCAUCAAGUCACAUAUUGGAAUGCAUUAGAAAAUCAAGUGGCCAUUUAUAACUAUGUAUUCCAGGUUGUAGUUCUCUGCACAACUUGAUGAAAAUCACAUACUGUAACAUAUGAGUGUCAUAGCUGAUUGUAUGGUCCUUAAAGCUUUGUCUUUUUUUUAAGAUGUUGGAAUGUAUGUAGCCGUUUUACUUUGUGUCUUGUAAUCUUAACAUUAUGCAGUACUGUGAAUGACAUUAAAGGUUUUCUCAUACA
Messenger RNA from Phycodurus eques (leafy seadragon), 3272 nucleotides. RefSeq names its product visinin-like. Gene Ontology annotation, molecular function: calcium ion binding. Bases 306 to 887 code for a protein of 193 amino acids. The transcript is spliced from 3 exons. The record is from RefSeq and is a predicted model, not a curated record. NCBI's taxonomy places the organism in Eukaryota, Metazoa, Chordata, Actinopteri, Syngnathiformes, Syngnathidae.